Molecule: messenger RNA, 6296 nt
Organism: Trichoplusia ni (cabbage looper)
Lineage: Eukaryota; Metazoa; Arthropoda; Insecta; Lepidoptera; Noctuidae
Product: protein polybromo-1-like
Exons: 32
Coding region: 291-5492 (1733 amino acids)
Biological process (GO): chromatin remodeling
Cellular component (GO): RSC-type complex
Molecular function (GO): protein binding; chromatin binding
Source: RefSeq, a predicted model, not a curated record
GCUUCAUAGUUUUGUAUCUUGUUGUCUUUGUCUAUCCAUUUGUGCACGAUUUUGAAAGAGUUUUUCUAUUAUAAGGGGAAUGUUUCGCUCGCACUGUGCAUAGCAUUUUGCUGAACGCGGCUCUAAUCAAUAGGGCAAAACUAUCUUUAAUUGGUGUAUCUGUUGAUCAGACAUUGUAUUACGUCGUGAAUAACGCUGGAUAAUGUUCAAUAGUGUUCAAUAAGGAUGUAAACUAGUAAAAUCGACAUACAACAAUAUUUGGCGUCGUGAAGCGAAGUCAGUAUCUCAAAAUGAGUAAAAGACGCCGUGCAUCUUCGGUGGCCUCCCGAGGAGCUGAUGGGGAUGACAGUGAUGACGGCAUCGAGCUGAGCAAUCCCGGUCCUCCGCCAUCUACUCGCAAACGCAAGAAGUUAGAUCCAGGUGAAAUUUGCCAGCAAUUGUAUGACACCAUACGAUCAUACAAAAAGGAAGACGGGACUUUACUUUGUGACUCUUUCAUAAGAGCUCCUAAGAGAAGACAGGAGCCUCAGUACUACGAGGUUGUCUCACAACCAAUUGAUUUAUUAAGAGUACAGCAAAAGUUAAAAACAGAUACAUAUGAAGACAUUGAAGAGUUGUCUGCUGAUAUAGAGCUUCUUGUCAACAAUGCUAAAGCCUUCUACAAGCCCGACACAGUUGAGUACAAGGAUGCGAUAGAACUUUGGAAACUGUUUGCCCAAACUAAAAAUGCUCUGGAAAAUGGUGAAGACAUUAAAGUACCCAAGUUGUCUCGCACCGGUUCGUCCAGCCGACGAUCAGAUGUGGCCGAGGAUUUGUCCGAGACCUCCACCAAUAAUGAGGAGGAUAAUGUGUUUGAAGAAUUGUUUAGCGCUGUAAUGUCAGCAAACAGUGAUGGGAGACCUCUAUAUCCAGCAUUCCAGUUUCUCCCAUCAAAACGCCGCUACCCAGAAUACUUCAACGUAAUCGAAUCUCCUAUAGACUUGAAGACCAUCGCACAGAAGAUACAAGGUGGAGAGUACACUAAUCUGAUUGAUUUGGAGAAGGAUUUACUGCUCAUGGUUAGAAAUGCUUGUCAUUUCAACGAACCAGGCAGUCAGAUCUAUAAGGAUGCUAAGACUUUGAAGAAGUUAAUUAAACAGGUCAUACAAAUGCGUAAGCAAGAGAUAGAUCAGCACGGCCGCAGUGGUCCGGCGAAGACUUCGGAACGCAUUCGCAGUAAGCGGACCUCUCGCGUAGGGCCGGUGCCCAACAGCAAGGCUCUGGCUAUCAUGGACCCACCGGGCUCUGACAACGAGCCUGAUGUGAAGCAUUCAGACGACAGUGCUGGCGACAGUGAUGAAGAGAAAAACGAAAAUGAAGAUUCACCGCAGUGGAAACUGUUGGAGACAAUUAAAAACCACUUAGGACCCAACGGUGCGCCUAUGUCAGAAUCGUUCUGGAAGCUUCCGUCACGGCGUGAAUAUCCUGACUAUUAUAAGGAGAUCAAGAAUCCGGUAUCUUUAAAUCAAAUCAAGAAUAAAAUAAGACGUGGCAGUUACGGUACCCUGUCGGAGGUAGCUGGCGAUAUGAACAUCAUGUUUGAAAACGCUAAGCAGUACAACGUGCCCUCCUCCAGAUUGUACAAGGACGCCGUUAAAUUACAAAGGAUCAUGCAACAGCGAGUACAAGAGCUGUUGGACAUCGUGCAGAGCUCGUCAAGUGAUGACGAAAGCCUGUCGUCUGUCAAGAACCAGGCACAAGUACAAACACCGAGGCCUAGAGAUGUCCGUAAAGGUCGUCCCCGUAUCAAUCCGGUUCAGGCAGCGCCCUCCCCUAUCAGCACCCCGAUCAAGUCCAACCUCCCGCUGAAGAAGAAGCUGCAUUACGUAUCGAAACAACUCGUUGAGUUCACCUGCUCAGAUGGAAGACAACCAAUGUUGUUGUUCAUGGAGAAACCCAGUAAGAAAUUGUAUCCUGAGUACUACAAUGUGAUUGAAAAGCCUAUAGACAUGAUCACAAUUGAAACUAAUAUUAAGAACGACCGCUACAAUUCCAUCGAUGAAAUGGUCUCCGACUUCCGCCUAAUGUUUUCAAACUGCCGCCAAUUUAACGAAGAAGGUUCCAUGAUAUACGAAGACGCGAACCUUCUAGAACGAGUCAUGAAUGAGAAGUUGAAAGAGGUUAAUAGCAGCUUCGAGAGGAAGACUCCUUUGAAGACUUUCAAGGCGGCUAAGUCCCGCCAACUGUCACCGUUUGAGCAGAAACUGAGGACUCUGUAUGAUGCUAUCAGAGAUUAUAGGGAUCCUAAGGCAAACCGCCAGCUGGCCCUGAUCUUCAUGAAGCUACCAAGCAAAACCGAGUACCCUGACUACUACGAGUUAAUCAAAAACCCCAUAGAUAUGGAGAAAAUAGCCCACAAGCUCAAGAACAACGUUUACAACUCUGUUAACGAGUUGGCGUCGGAUUUCAUUCUGAUGUUCGAUAACGCCUGCAAGUAUAAUGAGCCAGAUUCACAGAUAUACAAGGAUGCUUUGAUCUUACAUCGCGUGUGUCUUCAGACUAAGCAGAUGUUGAGGGAGGAUGACGAUGCUGUACCAGAUGUGCCGGCCGCUGUCCAGGAGUUGUUGCUGAACCUCUUCACGAGUGUCUACAACCAUCAAGACGAGGAGGGCAGAUGUUACUCCGACAGUAUGGCUGAGUUACCGGAACACGACGAGACCGGCAACGGCGAGAAAGUUCGCGCCAUCUCCUUAGACCUGGUCAAGAGGAGGCUGGACAAAGGAUUGUACAAGCGACUUGAUCACUUCCAGCAAGAUAUGUUCGCUGUUUUCGAAAGGGCCCGCCGCCUGUCCCGCACGGACAGCCAGAUCUUCGAGGACUCAGUAGAGCUGCAGUCGUACUACAUCGCGCAGCGGGACGCGCUGUGCCGCUCCACGCUGGCGUCGCCCGCGCUGGCCUUCACGCGCGACACCAUGGCCACCAGCGUCGAGCUCGUCAAGCAGUGCAAGCUGCUGCAGGAGAACGAGGACGAGGACGAGACCAGAUCUAGCACAGACGACUCCAUACCACCAGGUGGCGCUCCUUUACAACAAACAGCGUACACUAAAGGGGACUUCAUAUACAUACAGCCGGACAAAGGGAACAAGGAGCCCGGUAUCGCGCAAGUCGAGCGCGUCUGGACCAACAACGAUGGCGUGCCUUGUGUCUACGUUAAUGUGUAUUUCAGGCCCCAGGAAACGUUCCACGUGCGCACGCGCAAGUUCCUGCAGCAGGAGGUGUUCAAGACCGAGGCCCACCGCGUGUUGCCGCUCGACCACGUCGCCGGACACUGCUACGUCAUGAACGUCAAGGAGUACUUCAAGUUUAAACCUGAAGGUUUCGCCGACAAAGACGUGUACGUAUGCGAAAGUCGGUACAACACCAAGUUGCGCUGGUUCAAGAAGAUCAAGGUGUGGGAGGGCGCCGAGAAAGAGGCCACACUCAUUCCUAGAGAGGUGCCACUAGAGCCGAGUAGAACGGUAUCGGUGUUCCGUGAGCGCGUCGAGAAACACAAGGAUGAACUCGCUGAGCUGGAAGUGCUGGAGAAUGUUCACGAGAAGGAGAGGCCGGACGUAGUGAUGUACAACCCGCUGGGAACAGACGAUGAGAACACGUACUACGAGCAGUACAACACCGUCUGUUCCGGCGUUAUCAAGACGGGUGACUACGUGUACGUGGUGACCGACGGCGGCAAGCAGAUGAUAGCCCAAGUCGACACUAUAUGGGAGACUGGAGACAACAAGUGUUACUUCCGCGGUCCGUUCCUCAUCUUCCCAUCGGAAGUAGCAAACAUAAUAAACAAGAGUAUGUUUGAUUUUCAGCCUUUCUACAAGCAAGAGGUGCUGUUGACCACGAUCCACGAUACGAGCCCACUUGUGGGCAUCGUGGGCAAAUGUUCCGUUUUGGAUUAUGAUGAUUAUCUUAAAUGCCGACCGACGGAGAUAGCAGAGAACGACAUAUUCGUGUGUGAGUCGGUUUACGACGAGUCCAACCGCGUCGCUCGCAAGCUAAAGGCGGGUCUUCGCAAGUUUGAACAUACCAAAGAUGUGACUGUCGAUGAGAUCUACUACUUCCCGAAGCCGCUGGGACCGCCGCCGCUGGCCACCGCGCAAGAGGUGCAGUCCACGUCCAGCGCCUUCACGCAGAAGCAGUUCAACCAGAACGUCAACUCUAUGGACUCCAUGGACAGUAAGCCUCAGUUCACGAACCUCAUCAACACGACUAUAGGCAGUCAGGAUGUGGAGAUGAUUCUUGAAAAUUCGCUUGACGACUCCUCUCUCGCUUCACCUGCUACGCCCCUAUCCAUAGGUGGUAACAGCAACCCAUACAACCCUUCAAUGACAGCGACGCCCACCCAAGAACGCUCCAGCACGACAACAGCGCCGGCUAGCAGCAAGAAGAAGAAAGACAACAAACAGAAGAUAGUCACCGGCUACAUUCUGUACUCCAGCGAAGUUAGGAGGGCCAUCGUAGCGAAUAACCCUGAGUCGACUUUCGGCGAGAUAUCGAGGAUAGUGGGGAACGAGUGGCGCUCGCUGCCGGCCUCCACCAAGCAGAGCUGGGAGGAGCGCGCCACGCGCUGCAACGAGGAGACCUCCGCCAGGCUCGCCGAGGAGAUGAGGGAACUCGCCCAGCACACGCCGAUGGAAAUGACAUACGAAUGCGCUUGGGACACCUGCGACUAUCAGUUCGAGGAUCUAUCUGACUGCAUGGAACACUGCAUCGGUGAUGGCGGGAACAGCGUGUCGGCAGCGGGUCACGUGCAGCAGCACUACCGCGGCUCGCUGAGCGAGUACCCCUGCGUGUGGCGGAACUGCGCGCGCGUCCGCAAGGGACAGGCGCCCUUCCCCAACCUGCCGCGCCUGCUGAGACAUGUCCGCGACCUGCAUGUCAACAAGGGGAAUGGACGGUUGAUGGCGGUGCAUGAGAGGUCACGAAACUUCGUGCCCUCCUCGAAGAAACCGCCCAAACAGUUCAGCACCAAUGUACGUAGCGGCGUGAUGUCACCUGGAGCGUCCCUGUCGGGCAUGUCCCCUCUAGCCCGCAACACGCCGUCCCCGGGCGCGGGCGAGGCCUCCCUGUGCGCGGCCCCCGCGGCCCCGCGCCCGCACCUCGACCCGCUGUUCGUGGCCGCUCCCCCCCGCGCGCAGAGGCUCACGCACUCAGAGGCUUACAUCAGGUACAUCGAAGGCUUGCACUCCGAGCAGAAAUACAUAACGCCGUGGGAGAAGUCCCUGACCCCGAUGCCGAUGAACCCGGACCCGGCACAGUUCAACAUGCAUAAGGUGCCUGCCCACUGGAUGACCGAGGAAGCCAUUACCGGCUACCUGGCCCAGGACAAGUCACUCUCGGAAACCGACAUACAGAAGAUGGAUCAGAAUUCAAAGAUCCUCAAAGGACUUUGCGCUCUAAGAGAUUUCAUGAUGAAAGACGCCCUGUAUAUAUCUAAAUGCGUGUAUAGUAAUAACAUUUGAUUGUCGGGCGAAGGGUGGUUCUUAUGUUAUUGCAAUAGUAAUUGUAUUUCAUGGUGUAAGGGACAUUGAACCUUAUGUGCUGUAGAUUUUUGAACCAGUGUUGUUUUUUCAAAUAGCUCCUGUUUUAUUUUUAUUCAUUUCAUAAGGAAAGAAAUAAAAGGAUUUCUCGCCUACUGCAACUUACUACUAAAACCAAGUAGCACACACAAUAUAAAGUCCACUUCUUUUGAAACACAAAUGUUACCUCUCUAUGUGAGGUUUAAGCAAAAAUGACACAAAUCAAUUUUGUGGUUCUAUGUCUUUUACAUCCAAUAUAUUUUUAUAACGAAACAUCAUGCAAAAUCAUGUUGUUUAAAUGUUAAAGAAUCUGUGUAAUUCAGUACAUUAGCAGUUACACUUCGACGUUUUCUAUUGAAUCAUCUUGAUCGAUAAUGAUAAUGAUAUCAUAACUAUGGGUGUAAGUCACGUUUUGUUUUCUAGUUCAUAAGACAUUUUUCUGCAGUUGUAUAACACUUCAUUUUGACAGUACAUUACAUAUUAGAUGUUCAACCAUUCAUAUAUGAUAUAAAUCAGUCAAGGAUUUAAUACUAUAAAUAAUAGAAUAUUAGAUUGACAAAUCAGUCCCAUGUGUUGCUCUUAGUAUCAGUAACAAUCAUGGGAUAUUUCUCAAAUACUUGUGCAUGUUACCUAUUUGUAAUGGUGACUUUAGUUUAAGUAUACUUUUAAAAUUAAGUGAGGAUACCUUGCUGUUAGAGGAUAAGAGAUCUGUGACCUUUCGUGUCCUAAUAAAAGUAUUAAUUAAUA